AUGCUCGGCCUCCUGGCUUUUGCUGGAGUCGUGCUGAAGCUCUUCCUCAGCCUCACAACUCGAGCUGAAAAGCUUGGAGGAGAGGCCGAGACCCUCUUCAAAUUUGUGGCCAACCGCACGGCAGAACUUUGGUGCGUCUACCCUGUCCUCUUUGCCCUGUGUGAGUGCACGAAAACCUUGCCGGAGGAGUUUGAAGUUGCGGGUUAUGCUAUUGCUGAUGUGCUGGCCAAGUGUGGCAUCCCGAUGAUGGUCUGGGUGUCCACCGUGACGAAUUCCAGAAAGCUGGGCCUCGUUCCUCCCGUGGACUUGGCGGAGGACCGCGAAGAGGCCUUUGUGGACACGGCCCACUAUCCAAAAGAAACUGUUUCUGAUCCCGCGCCAUGA
Symbiodinium natans is the source of this 384-nucleotide messenger RNA. The record is from the annotation of a GenBank genome assembly. NCBI's taxonomy places the organism in Eukaryota, Dinophyceae, Suessiales, Symbiodiniaceae.